CCGUAAUCAUACCGUAUGUAUUUUGCGGCGUCUUGGCCGGGCCUGAGGCUUUUUCUAAACAUUGGGCUUUUUACAUGUUUUGCAAUGGCAGCACAACGAAAUACUGUCUUUGUCACAGUAGGUACAACAAGUUUUGAUGCGUUGAUAGACGAAAUUUCAAGUGAAAGGACUCUACAGGUUUUGAAGUGUCUUGGUUACGUGAAGGUCAUUCUUCAGAUAGGACGAGGGAAGAUUGAGCCCCAGCAGAUAAAAAAUAAAGAUUUUUGCCUUGAGGUUUACAGAUAUAAGGACUCCAUUGCAGAAGAUAUUCAAAAUGCUGAUCUUGUCAUUAGCCAUGCAGGAGCUGGGAGCUGCUUAGAAACCCUAGGAGCAAAGAAACCACUUCUUGUUGUUAUCAAUGAACUCCUCAUGGGGAAUCAUCAGUUGGAACUUGCAGAUCAGCUGUACAAAGAUAAACACCUAUUUUACACAACACCUAGCAAACUAGCAUGUGAUCUUGAGAGCAUGGAUUUCUCUCUACUAAAGCCAUUCCCUCCUGGUGACCCAUCCAAGUUUUCAUCAUUCUUGGACAAAGCUUUAGGAGUGUCCUGAGAAUCCAUGCAGAGUAGCUACAGUAUUUGAUGCAUUCCAAUGAAAGGUUCAUUAACUUUUCCCUUAGUUUAAGCAGAAAUACACUAAAGAGAUCAGCACAAUCCAAGAAAAAUCCAAUAAUUAACUUGUAGAGAGAUUUUUAGUUCUUAUUGUUUGAAUACUCUCUUUCACUAAAUCUAAAACAUAACAAUAACUUGAUUUCCUUAUUUUCCAUGAGUAUCAUAUAUCUAUCAUGAGGUCAAGAGGAAAGGUUUACAAAGUAUAGUCGUCGUAAUUUCCCAGUACAAUUCACAGGACCAAUAUUGCAAAUUUUGAGGGUACAAAUCUACAGUGUAAUUAUUAGACUAUUUUCCAUCUCCCUUUCAAGACAGAAAUUUUCUUUGUUUGGAGUACAUGUGUGCUUCACAUUUUCUUCUGAAUUUGUGUUACUGCCACUAGCAGUAAAAUUUGCAGCCUCAUCCGUAAUUGGGUAGCCACUCCACUCACAGAUUUCUUUUGAGAAUUUUCAGUAAUAUAUUGUUGAAUUGUCCUACUCGUAUUGCACUUGCAUUUAUUUACCAAGCGCAAUGUGACAUCACAUAUUAAUUCCUGCAACGAUGCAUUGUAGACGGUAUAUGUGCAACAGUAUGAAUGUUUCGCAUUCAGCCUUCUACAUGUAUGUGCCUGCAUACAACAAGCUAAGUAUGCAUUGUACACAAAAUAAAUGAAUCAUUGUAGUUGUAAUUACAGUAGAGAAGCGGCUCAAGGCAGUCAAAGCUCAAUUUAUUCUCAUGUGGUGCACCCUGAGUCUCUGUCACAAGUGGGAUGUAAACCGUCAAUUCUGUACACUCAGUGGGUGGGAAGAUCGCAAGACCCUAUUGGCACUCAGAGACUAUAUCGAUGUACAUACAUACUUUACUGGUCUUCAGGGCAAAAGCGCAAGAACAUAUAAGAACAUGUCGACAAGAACGUGGGAGCAGAUCCACCCAAAUACAAAUAAAAUAUCACUGUUAAGUGGAUACAUAUAUCCAGGGAGAAAUUAUUAGACUAUGCUAUCUUUCAUAUGGUUUCUGUUUUGUGAGAGUGAAAAUAAUUGAUAAUAAAUCAAUGUCUUUUCUAGAU
Lytechinus variegatus (green sea urchin) is the source of this 1692-nucleotide messenger RNA. Its product is annotated as UDP-N-acetylglucosamine transferase subunit ALG13 homolog. The coding region runs from base 16 to 591 and encodes 191 amino acids. The transcript is spliced from 5 exons. The record is from RefSeq and is a predicted model, not a curated record. Gene Ontology annotation, molecular function: hexosyltransferase activity. NCBI's taxonomy places the organism in Eukaryota, Metazoa, Echinodermata, Echinoidea, Temnopleuroida, Toxopneustidae. Gene Ontology annotation, biological process: dolichol-linked oligosaccharide biosynthetic process.